AUGGACGACGAGACAGACCGGGAUGAGCCACAUGAUCUCGGAAACGAGGCCCAUGAUGGCCAUAUUGCUCGAUCAGAUUCCGAUGAAAAUGACCAGCCGUGUUUGACGAGAUCCGAAUUCAAGUCACCGUCACUGCAACCAUUUUACGAAAGAAAAUGGAAUCGAUACAGCCAGGAUUAUAACGACCGAUACCUGGAAAUCUUCAAGCAAGUUUGGGAAAAUUCCACCGGAGAUGAUGGGACCCCUGAAUUCCAGCCCACACAGCUGGGUGUGAUUUCCUGGCGACCUUCAGAGAAGACAAGGUUGUACAAGGCCCUUGACAGUAAAGGAUGUCGUAAUGUGAAGGCCAUUGCUGAGCUUGUGGGAACAAAAUCAGAGCCUGAGGUCUCUGCAUACCUUAGCUUGCUCAACCAGAAGGAAACCGAUCGACAGCUUUUUGAACCUCGCACUCACAACAUCUCUCAUGUUGAAAUUCCUGCUGCCAUUGAAAUUGGCAGUGAUUGCGAGCAAGUCCUAGACAAGGCCGCUGCUGCCCUUUCCGCCUUUCAAGACAAUUUUGACUUCACAGCGGGCCAUCGCAAUAAUAAGUCCUGGCUCAUCGACCAUCGCGUUGCUUCGGAACUCGAUGAAAAGGCUGAUAAAGCUGAUCUUUCAGAUGAUCUUACAGAAGACAGCAGUGAUGAACAGCCACCACUCGCUGACAGCACUCGAUUCUUUCAUGUCUCGUCAUUUCUGAAUCUCAGUGAGACCUUCUUCAUGAACCAAGGCUCCGGCGAGACAUGGCAUGACCUUGCAGAAAAUGAUGAGCGUCCUAGCAUAACGAUGGACACCCUCACAGAUUUGCACGAACUUAUUGUCAGUUAUCUACAGAGGCUGAUUCAGUCAGUGAUUUUUCUGGCAAAAUCGCGAAUCCGAUCGACGAGUACCAUCUCACACAAACCCCCGCAUCACGUCAGGCAAGAGGAUGUGAGUGCCGCUGUUGAUGUAUUGAAUCUCAAGAAUGACCUGUGGGCUUACUGGGUGCGAAUGGCUAGAAGGAAUAAAUUACUUGUUGUACAUAAGAAGUCAGCCCCCGUACACUUCAAUCCGAAGGCGGUCAUGAGCUAUGACAAACUGGAGGCAAUACUGUCGGAAAGAAAUCGUGGAAGAUCACUGUCUGUCAUGUCUGAAAUGUCCGAGAUGUCUGAGCAGACGGGGCAGAGCGAAAGCUCGGACGAAGAAAUGGUUUCGCUAGCAAUCAAAAAGCACGCCAAGGUCUCCAAAUUGGCAGAUGAGAGUGCGAAUUCUAAAGGAGAUGACGAAGAGGACGAGGAUAACCCAUUCGGCAGCGAAAAUGAGAGCAAUGACAGCGAUUCCGAAAGCUCGCCUCCCACAUUGAUCACCACUUCAAAACGAAAGCGAGCUGAGGCGCUCGAAGCCGCGACCGAUGAGUAUAUGGAGGAGAUCGACCAAGUUGUGAGAGAACAAGAGGAAUUCCGGUUGCUCCAGGUUCUUGGAAUCGAGCCUGAGAAUGCCAUGCAAGAGGAGAAGAGUGAACCUCUCCGCAAACGUCCACAUGUCAUGAGAAAGACUGUCGUGGAGAUGCAAGGAUGGUCUGCUCCCUACCAAUCCGAGUGGGAAACUCACGGCAACAUGUCUUUUGACACGAGGUGA
Exophiala bonariae is the source of this 1653-nucleotide messenger RNA. RefSeq lists its product as uncharacterized. The record is from RefSeq and is a predicted model, not a curated record. Gene Ontology annotation, molecular function: rDNA binding; RNA polymerase I general transcription initiation factor activity. Gene Ontology annotation, biological process: nucleolar large rRNA transcription by RNA polymerase I; transcription initiation at RNA polymerase I promoter. Lineage: Eukaryota; Fungi; Ascomycota; Eurotiomycetes; Chaetothyriales; Herpotrichiellaceae. Gene Ontology annotation, cellular component: RNA polymerase I upstream activating factor complex. Bases 1 to 1653 code for a protein of 550 amino acids. The transcript has a single exon.